AUGGAAGGUGUGAAGUUGGCCGAACAGGAGCAGACAUACUACGGGGAACUUUUCCAGAACUGUGAUAUCGAUGGGUCUGGUAAAGUGACCGGCUCUAAAGCAUCUGAUCUAUUUAGAUUGUCCGGACUGAGUCAAGAUGUCCUCUUACAGAUUUCUGAAUUGUGUGGUGCAAAAAGAUUGGGACAUUUUGGUCGUAGUCAAUUUUAUAUCGCAUUGAAACUAAUUGCUGCUGUUCAGUGUGGUCUCCCAGCCAAGUUGGACAGCCUCAAUUCUGGAAUGGAGAUUACUUUGCCCAAGUUUCAUCGAGCAAAUGGACAUGAUAAAUGGAAAAGUCAACAAAGCCCAACAGGCUGUAGUGCUGUGAUAACUGGAGAUUCUGAAGCUGCUCCUAUUUCAGACAAUGUGUGUCCAGUGACUAAUAACAGCAACAGCAAUGCCACCCCAACAUGUCGCACAGGGCCUCCUCCUGCCCUGUCACAACCAACUGGACAGCUACCGCCACCUCCGGCCACCAAAAAGUCCCACACACGCAACUUGUCAGGCCAGUACAGAAGCUUGCAAUCUGAUAACCCACCACAGUAUUCACAGCAGAGUCGGGAUGAAUCUCCUCAUGACAGCAAGUCCCCACCAUUUUCUCCAAAGCAAUCUCCUCCCACGUCUCCGAACCGAAUGAAGCUGGCCAACAUUGGCAAACAGCAAACAGCUCCAGCUGCUGUCAACACAAGCAUGAUCAGCAGUUCUAGUGCUGGUACAGCAGCAUGCACUGGGGUUAAUGCUGCUGCUGCUGCGGCUGCUGUUGGACAAGUCACACCUGUCGUAGCAGCAGGCUACCCAGCAUUGCCUUCUCAACCCACAGCUUCCGCCACCACUACUCCUGGAGGCAGUACAGCUGGUGCCAUUGCCCCUGGAGGUUCAGUGGUUCCUGGAAGUGGUGUGGCAGGCCCAGUACCAGGUUUGAUCCAAGCACCAGUGCCCUUGUCUGCAUCUGCAUAUACUAACUCAGUGCAUGAUGUUGCAGGUUGGGCAUCAUUUGAAGAUGAAGAAAGCAAAGGUUUACUUGAUACUGGGGCUACCAAAACAUCGUGGGAAAAUCUGGAAAGUCAAUGUGUAGACUCUUCUUCUAUCAGUUCUGAAGCAGAAAGUGUAGAUGAUGUGUGGACUAUAUCAAAAGAACAGCGGGAAUAUUAUGUAAAGCAAUUUAAAACAAUGCAGGCAGAAUUGAAUGGAGUCAUAUUAGGCAGUAUUGCAAAAGAAUUUUUUGAAAAAUCCAAAUUGCCUGUUCAUGAACUUUCAAAAAUUUGGCAACUGUCAGAUCUAAAUCGAGAUGGGGCAUUGUCUCUUGAUGAAUUCUGCAUUGCAAUGCACUUAGUGGUACUUCGCCGAAAUGACAUUGAACUUCCUGACCACUUACCUGUAUCACUCAUGCCCUAUUCCACUUUGACCAACGGUAAAAAUGAGCCGUUUGCAGCAGACCUGCCCCCUGGAAGUACUUUGAAAAGAUUAACACCUACAUCACCCCCCAGUAACCAGUGGACACGGACAUCUUUUCCUGUUGAGUCCCCCACCUCCAGUGGCUUGUCAUCUCCAGCUCCCAAGCCAGUCAAUUUUGAAUUCUCCAAGCCUGUAGCAACAGAUCCUGACUCCAAGAUUGUUCAUCCUGUUGCAUUACGAAUGUCUCCAGAUGGUCAUCCAAUACCUCCAGAAAUAAUUGAUCGGAGUAACUGGACAGCAGCGGCUACGGCAACAGAUCUGUCUGCUGGUUAUUGUAACACUGUACAACAAGUAGUGUGUGGUGACCAGCACGAUGCCUCUUCAGUGGCGGUCAGUCCAUCAUCCAAACAACCACAGCGAAUGUCAUACGGCGUUGAGCCAUCAUCGCUUAAUGAUUUGUCUGCUGCAAUCCCAACUGACCAUUCCUCACCCAUGUCUCCCAAAUCGGCCCUCCCAUCAGUCAGCGCCUCCCUGCACGGCCGCCCUAGACCUGUGCCAACCAAGAAAACUGCCCCAGUUGCUGGACCUGGGCACCUGCAGCCCCCUCCAGCCCCUGUCACAGGUGGUGGGGAAGUGAUGACCAACAGUAGUGGCCCUGAAAAGGGGCCAACAGGGACCAUGGCUACUGUCAACACAACAGCUGCUCCGACCACAGUCCAGCCAACGGCAACCCCUGACACUCCAGCCACUGCGGGAGCACAAAUUGGACCCCCCAGACUUCCCCCACGACCCAUCCACCAGUCACAUGGACGAAGUGUUUCUGUCGACCUUAAGCUCAAAAGUGAUGUGGGCGCCUCAGUAUUGUUACCACCUCCAGCAGUGCCCCCUCGGAUAUCUCCCAAAGAUGUCCCUAGAAAAGGCGAGCAUUUAUUACCUGGUUUUGGUGGUAUGCAAGCUGAAAAGAUCUUCCGAUUUACUGACUUUACAACUGGAGAAUUCGACUCCACUGAGUCCCUGAAUCUUGGGGACUCUGCAUCCAAUGUGUCCCAUAUUGAGCUGCAGGCUCCCAUGGUUGAGAAACAUCGCCGAUGUGCUUCACUUGACUUGCGACAGACUGGGGGUUUGCCUCCCAUUGCACCACAUGCAGAUACAGAUGUUGUUGAUAAUUCUGUUCUCUCAGCAGCAGCAGCAACAACAAAGGUGCUUCCAGAAGAUACAAAAUCUGAAGAUGACGAAAAUAGUAAUGAUCGUCAGAAAUCUUUGUAUUACGGCAGACAACCAAGCCGUGAUAAACGGGAGUUGCAGUUGGCCAUCAACACUCACAAAGAGAGGAACGGGAUGCUGGAACGUGUCAACAGUGAAUUGAACCAGGAACUCCAGGAGGUCAUGGAGCAGCGGAUUGCUCUGGAGAUCCAGCUGGAGCACCUGAGGCCCUACCACAGCUGA
Molecule: messenger RNA, 2877 nt
Organism: Acanthosepion pharaonis
Lineage: Eukaryota; Metazoa; Mollusca; Cephalopoda; Sepiida; Sepiidae
Source: the annotation of a GenBank genome assembly